UCUCUCUCUCCCCCCCUCUCUCUCUCCCCCUCUCUCGUCCUCAUUGUAUAAAGACACCAGCACAGAAAUCAGGAAGAGACGAGUGUGAUUGUGUCUGGACCGAGUGUGUUUCCUACAAGGUAACUGUCAAAAGAAGUGCUCAGGCUAAGGUCCCUGCUGUUUUUGCUCGGGUCUCAAUGGACAAACAGCGCGAAGAAAAGCAUGUGCUCACGGGUCUAGAUGAGGAGGCAAUCGUUGACCACGGAAAGAGCAGCUUCACCAUUCAGACAAACUACGAAAAGGACGACUUAGAAAGCCACCGAGCCGUUUACGUGGGCGUUCACGUUCCCUUUGGAAGAGAAAACAAGCGGAGGCAUCGUCACCGAGGACACAGGCACCACAGAAAGAGAAGGGAUAAAGAUUCGGAUGACGGAAAGGAGGAUGACAGGGAAUCGUCCCCCUACGACACUCCAUCCCAGCGGGUCCAAUUCAUUCUGGGCACAGAGGACGAUGACUUGGAGCAUGUUCCCCAUGACCUCUUCACCGAGUUGGAUGAGCUCUCCUUCCGAGAUGGCAGCGCCACCGAAUGGAGGGAAACUGCCAGGUGGCUGAAGUUUGAAGAGGAUGUGGAAGAUGGCGGGGAAAGGUGGAGCAAGCCUUACGUGGCUACGUUGUCACUGCACAGUUUAUUUGAACUGCGGAGCUGCAUCCUCAAUGGCACUGUCAUGCUGGAUAUGAGGGCCAACAGUAUCGAGGAAAUUGCAGACAUGGUGAUCGACAGCAUGGUGGCGUCGGGCCAGCUCAAGGAGGACCUGCGGGCGAAGGUGCGUGAGGCCAUGCUGAAGAAGCACCACCAUCAGAACGAGCGAAAGCUCAGUAACCGCAUCCCUUUGGUGCGCUCCAUUGCUGACAUAGGCAAGAAACAUUCUGACCCUCUCUUGCUUGAAAGAAACGGAGAGGGCCUUUCCUCUUCACGUCUCUCCCUCCACAAGCCAGGAGUGGCCUCUUCUGCCUCCAACCUGCCGCAGAGACAAGAGUCCCGCGUUUCCAUCCUACUCAACCACCUCCUCCCAUCCUCUUCCUCCAACACGGGGCGCCCCCCAGGUCCUUCUCCCCUCGCCACCCCUCAGAGCACCCCCGCGUCCUUUCGGCGUGGCUCCCCGAGCCCCCCGCGCAACCACGGCGCCGGCUUUGGCCCCUAUAGCAUCCCAGAAGUGGUGGUGUCUCCGCCCAAGGAUGACGAGCCGCUUAAGUCGCCAGAGGACGAGGCGGCCAUGCCCCAGUUCAGCCGGCAAUCUUCCUGUGCAUCCCAGGGAUCCGAGCAGCUGCCCUUAGAAGGACCACUCGUUCAUCUGAACUCCGUCCCGAACUACCUGGACAGUGACAAGGCAGUGGAGAGGCGGCCUUCCAAAGUAGGGGUCAGUAGAGAAAGCAGCAGUGUCGACUUCAGCAAGGUGGAUAUGAAUUUCAUGAAGAAGAUUCCCCCCGGCGCCGAAGCUUCCAAUGUGUUGGUGGGAGAAGUGGAUUUCUUGGAGAAACCCAUCAUCGCUUUUGUUCGACUGUCCCCUGCGGUUCUGAUCACCGGCCUCACUGAGGUUCCCGUUCCCACAAGGUUCCUGUUCCUGCUUUUGGGUCCUCACGGGAAGGGUCCUCAGUACCAUGAGAUUGGCAGAUCGAUGGCCACUCUGAUGACAGACGAGAUUUUCCACGACGUGGCAUACAAGGCCAAAGAUCGAACUGAUCUCCUAUCUGGGAUCGAUGAGUUCCUUGAUCAGGUGACGGUCCUCCCUCCUGGAGAGUGGGACCCCACGAUCCGGAUCGAGCCCCCUAAAAACGUCCCGUCCCAGCUAAAGAGGAAGAGGCCAUCGCAUCCAAAUGGCACGGCAUCCCCAGCGGGAGAAUUGGAAAAGGGAGAUGACCACCACGUGGGACCAGAGCUGCAGAGGACCGGAAGGAUAUGCGGCGGUCUGAUCCUGGACAUCAAGCGGAAGGCCCCCUUUUACUGGAGCGACAUCAGAGACUCCUUUAGCUUGCAGUGUCUCGCCUCCAUUCUCUUCCUUUAUUGUGCCUGUAUGUCUCCCGUCAUUACGUUCGGAGGUCUGCUUGGGGAGGCCACCAAAGGCAACAUCAGUGCCAUAGAGUCUCUUUUUGGGGCGUCAUUGACUGGAGUAGCAUAUUCCCUCUUUGCCGGUCAACCUCUAACUAUCCUUGGCAGCACAGGACCUGUUUUAGUGUUUGAGAAGAUCCUCUUUAAGUUCUGCGCCGACUACGGACUGUCCUACCUGUCGUUGCGAACAAGCAUUGGUCUGUGGACGGCCUUCCUGUGUCUGGUCCUGGUUGCUACGGACGCGAGCUCCCUGGUCUGCUAUAUCACCCGCUUCACCGAGGAAGCUUUUGCCGCACUCAUCUGCAUCAUCUUUAUCUACGAGGCGCUUGAGAAGCUCUUCCACCUCGGAGAGCAUUACCCUGUCAACAGCCACAACGUCCUGGAUAACCUCACAUCAUAUUCGUGUCAGUGCUCUGAGCCAGCGAAUGCCUCCGCUCAGCUCCUGCUGAAAUGGAACCAGACGGGAUACAGUGCAGACUCCAUACCCUGGAGUAGCCUCAAUGUUUCGAUGUGUAAAAUGCUCAACGGGGAGUUUGUUGGCACAGCCUGCGGUAACCAUGGACCCUACAUCCCAGAUGUUCUCUUCUGGUCCAUCAUUCUCUUCUUCACCACCUUUUUCUUGUCCUCUUUCCUCAAGCAGUUCAAAACAGAGCGGUACUUCCCCACCAAGGUGCGAUCCACAAUCAGUGACUUUGCUGUGUUCAUAACUAUCAUGAUUAUGGUCUUGGUGGACUACUUAAUGGGGAUCCCUUCCCCGAAACUAAACGUCCCUGAUCGGUUUGAGCCUACUUCAAAGAACAGAGGCUGGCUGAUGGACCCAUUAGGCGAAAACCCCUGGUGGACGCUGUUGGUGGCAGCGCUUCCUGCCCUGUUGUGCACAAUUCUCAUCUUUAUGGAUCAACAGAUCACAGCUGUCAUCAUCAACCGCAAGGAGCACAAGCUCAAGAAAGGCUGUGGCUAUCACCUGGACUUGCUGGUGGUAUCAUUCAUGCUUGGCGUGUGCUCCGUAAUGGGCCUGCCCUGGUUCGUGGCGGCCACCGUCCUCUCCAUUUCGCAUGUGAACAGCCUCAAGGUGGAAUCUGGCUGCUCCGCUCCCGGAGAGCAGCCCAAGUUUCUCGGGAUCCGGGAGCAGCGCGUCACCGGGUUCAUGAUCUUUGUCCUCAUGGGCUGUUCGGUUUUCAUGACAUCUGCACUCAAGUUCAUUCCGAUGCCAGUGCUGUACGGAGUCUUCCUCUACAUGGGGGUCUCCUCUCUGAAAGGCAUCCAAUUCUUUGACAGAAUCAAGCUGUUUGGCAUGCCUGCCAAACAUCAGCCUGAUCUUAUUUACUUGCGCUACGUGCCGCUGUGGAAAGUCCAUAUCUUCACCCUGGUACAGCUCACCUGUCUGGUACUGCUUUGGGUCAUCAAGGCCUCUGCUGCAGCCGUGGUUUUCCCCAUGAUGGUUCUUGCACUGGUCUUUAUCCGGAAGCUUCUUGACUUCUUCUUUAGUAAGAGAGAGCUGAGCUGGCUUGACGACUUGAUGCCAGAGAGCAAGAAGAAAAAAGAGGAUGACAAAAAAAAGAAAGCACGGGCAAAGCUGGAAGCAGAGUCUCGAUUGCAGGACGAAGAAGAACUGGGACUGCCGGUCAGCUACGAGGGCUCCAACCUGCUCAACAUCCCAGAAAAGACCCUCUCAGGGAGUUCUGAGCUUGAUGCCAUGGUUAUAAAUACCUCUGAUGAAAUGGCCCAAAAUGCGGCGUGGAGAGCAGUGAACUUGAGCGGCGACUCGCAAGGCCAACAUAGUGGAAGCCGGGAGAAAGCGGCCUGCGUUAGAGUGGACGUAAGCCCGGAAGCACCAGGAGAAAGUUCCACCGCAGAGACCUUCUUGUGAUACACAACUCCUCCCACGCGACACAACAGAGCUGAGGGGGCAUCGACAUAACUGUAUGCGCAGCUUAGCCUGCUAAGCUAGCUUCAGCACAGCAGGUGAGCAUCACUUGGGCUGUGCGGGUGACCACUUUGCCAUGUCAAAGUGCUAUGAAUGCGGCGUAGACGACAGUAUUCUGCCCCAAUGUCCUGACUUCAUUUUUUUUUUAACCAUUUGCACCUGAUGCCAAAGGAAUGGGCCUCACUGGUGGGCAUCUUCGACUGAGUGUCGUUUUAAUUUCAGUUGUAUUAUCGUGGCCAUUUUAGUCCGUCGCCGUACUGCGUUUACCGGGGGUGUUCAAACUUUUUCGUUUGAGGGCCGCGUACAUAAAAACGGCCGCUUGAAAAUUGGACAUGUUGAAACUGGUGCUGUCAAGAGAUUCAAAAAAUGAUGAGAUAAAUUAAUUAUGAUCUGUAAUUAAUUGAUCUAAUUAAUCUACAUUUUAAUCUCAUC
This is a messenger RNA of Hippocampus comes (tiger tail seahorse), 4445 nucleotides long. RefSeq names its product sodium bicarbonate cotransporter 3. The record is from RefSeq and is a predicted model, not a curated record. Gene Ontology annotation, cellular component: apical plasma membrane; basolateral plasma membrane; plasma membrane. The coding region runs from base 177 to 3956 and encodes 1259 amino acids. The transcript has 26 exons. Gene Ontology annotation, biological process: regulation of intracellular pH; transmembrane transport; monoatomic anion transport. Gene Ontology annotation, molecular function: monoatomic anion transmembrane transporter activity; sodium:bicarbonate symporter activity; solute:inorganic anion antiporter activity. NCBI's taxonomy places the organism in Eukaryota, Metazoa, Chordata, Actinopteri, Syngnathiformes, Syngnathidae.